CCGCGCUAAUAACAUCCGUGUUCGUAUAAAUUUUCGACGUGUUCAAUCAAUAACUUGUCCUAUUUCAAUACAUCAAUCAAAUUGACAUGCAAAUGAAACGUCAAUACCAUCACUAUCGCCGCCGUCGACAAUACCAAAACUCAUCACCAAUCGCACAACGAUCACUGCCACCGUUUAUAGCUGCCGCCACCACCAUAAUUUUUUGCUGCAUUUUGCUGUUACUCGUUCACGCACCCGCCCCCGUUCAAAUGCGUCGUCUGCAACGUUGCGAACUCGUCGGCGAAUUGUAUAUUUUGGAUGUGCCAAAAUCGGAGCUGUCGCUGUGGUUAUGCAUUGCCGAAUAUGAAAGUCGCUACAACACGCAUGUGGUGGGCAAUCGCAAUGCGGAUGGCUCCAGCGACUAUGGACUAUUUCAGAUCAGCGGCCGUUAUUGGUGUCAGCCGGACAAUGGCACCAAAUAUUAUGCGUUCAAUGAGUGCAAUGUCAAAUGCAGCGCUUUGCUGCAGGAUGACAUCACUGUGGCAGUGGAAUGCGCUAGGACUAUUCAGCGGCGACAGGGAUGGAGUGCUUGGAGUGUAUAUUCGUUGUAUUGCAAUCGUACGCUAACCGAAGUGGAUGAUUGUUUUGAAUGAGGAUGGGAUGCAUGCAAAUUGGCCGAGUAACGCGAAAGAUAAGAGAAGAGAAGCUCUAAAGUGAUUGAGGAAACAAUAAGAGAAUUAAUAAUGUGCUAA
Anastrepha obliqua is the source of this 731-nucleotide messenger RNA. Its product is annotated as lysozyme 1. The record is from RefSeq and is a predicted model, not a curated record. Bases 87 to 632 code for a protein of 181 amino acids. Lineage: Eukaryota; Metazoa; Arthropoda; Insecta; Diptera; Tephritidae. The transcript has a single exon. Gene Ontology annotation, molecular function: lysozyme activity.